AAACGGAGGAGGCAAAUCGACAUAUCAGUGGUUUGAUGUCGGCAGUUACUCCCUAGCUCCUUAUUUCAACAACUCUACAUAGGAUCGCUUUAAUAAACCUACUACCUACAACAUCUCAAUCCAAGCUAAACAAAACCUGACCAUUUCAUCCCGAAUAUCCUAAAUUCAUCGAGCAUAUUGGACGAUCUUAUCACGACUAUGUCGACAAAUCCCUUAGGUCCGUCGGCCAUCCUUCAGCAGAUGGCCGAUGCUCUACCCACUCAUCCCCAGGGCGACACCACUUCUGAUUUGAGCAGCUCCCACGAAGCAUUGGCCCUAUUCGCCCAUGCCUGCAUGACAUCGCUUGGAUUUCGCCUCCUUGGCUUUGACGAAGAUAAACUUGAUGAGCCGCUAUGUCACGAGAUAGCUCCACGACUACCCCCAAACUGGAAUGCAUCCUUCAACACCUACGCAUUUGUGUAUGCGCAUCAGCAAUCUGCGCUUCGCUUUGUCAUUAGGACUGACCGCAUGGGAGGCAAAGCCGAGAUUCGCGGUUUGGGCAUUAACCAUGAUCGCAUCACACGCGUGGAAGUAACAAUUAAAGACUUCGUGUCUAACGCAGCCCUUCCCGUCAGAAUCACUAUUAAUGAGGAUGGAGAAGACCGCUCUAACCUACCGCAAUCACUGCGGAAUGUUUUCAUAUCCGAGAGCCGUAUUGAGGAUCUAGCCAAACUCAUUAAGAUCAACAUUGUUCAAAGGCUUUUGCCGUCGCUACAGAAGGAAGGUUACGAAGAAUCUCCCGACGACCGAGCUGCGCGCGACGAUGCCGACGAAGCCGGUCGGAGACCACCGAGACAACCGGUCAUGCCAAAUCCACUACCCCAGCCGGCUCAGCCGUACCCAUUCAACGACCCACUUAACCCACCUCCACGCAACCCCGUCCCGGCGGGAGAUUUCCCUCCUCCGGGCUUCGAAGACCCUUACGAUAUCAACCGUCCGGCGCGAAAUCCAUUACAGCCCGGCCGAACUCCGUUUGGAAAUCUUGGAGCCGAUGAUUUGAACCCGCCUGGGCUGGGACCACAUGAUCCCCUACGUCCCGGAUUGGGUAUCGGAGGGGGGCUACCGCAACCUGGAGGCCGAGGUAUGCACCCGACGUUUGACGAUCCUCUUUUUGGAGGCACAGGUGGCGGUGAUGGUUUCUACGAGCCCCAAGUGCCACCUGGAGCUCGCUACGAUCCUUUAGGACCGGGAGGUGUUCCGAGACUAGGAGGUCGUAGGCCCGGUGGUGGUAACGGACCAUUUGGCGGCGGGUUCGGUGGUGGAUUCGGCGGAUUCGGCGGAGGUGAUAUCAUCUAAUAGGUGAUUCGAUGUGGACAUGAGUAUCCGUGGAGGGAGAUUGUAACACUGGAUUAUGUAUCCUUAACUCCUUACUGUCAUUACUAGCACUCUCAACACGGGUAUAAUUCAAACAAAGGAACCAUA
This is a messenger RNA of Annulohypoxylon maeteangense, 1461 nucleotides long. RefSeq names its product PI31 proteasome regulator N-terminal-domain-containing protein. The transcript is spliced from 2 exons. Lineage: Eukaryota; Fungi; Ascomycota; Sordariomycetes; Xylariales; Hypoxylaceae. Bases 199 to 1335 code for a protein of 378 amino acids. The record is from RefSeq and is a predicted model, not a curated record. Gene Ontology annotation, molecular function: proteasome binding; endopeptidase inhibitor activity. Gene Ontology annotation, biological process: proteasome-mediated ubiquitin-dependent protein catabolic process.